Anopheles coluzzii is the source of this 761-nucleotide messenger RNA. RefSeq lists its product as uncharacterized. The record is from RefSeq and is a predicted model, not a curated record. NCBI's taxonomy places the organism in Eukaryota, Metazoa, Arthropoda, Insecta, Diptera, Culicidae. Bases 90 to 704 code for a protein of 204 amino acids. The transcript has 3 exons.
GUUUGUGGCAAUGGUGCGCCAGUUUUUCGGGACCCUCGUCGAUCGUCACCUUUCGAAGCGAACUGCCCGUGGUGACAGUUUUUCGCCAGAUGGCUUCCAGACAAGAGUCUCUCCAAAACCGUGGUACGUUAGGCGCUGGGCGCCUCCUCGUGGUGGCGCUGCUCGUGGCAGCAUGCUUCGUUGGCAGUGGAUUGGCAUCACUGAACUGUAAAAUAUGUCACUCGAUCGGAAACUACGAGGAGUGUCUGCGCAGCCCGUCCGCCCCGUGCACGGCCUCGCUCGUCAACACGUCCCACCUGUUCCUGUCGUCCUCCAAUCCGACCCUGCGCAACGUAUCGUACCCGGGCCCAGUGCCGGAGUUCCAGUGCUUCCAGGUGAACUACACGGUCGGCGUGAUGUGGCACUACCAGAUGGGCUGUACGUACGCGACGACCAAAAUCUGUGAGGGAUGGAAAACGGCUAGCAAGUGUCUUACGACUCGCUCGAACGUCAUGGGCGUACCGGGACGGGUGAAGGUGCCACUGCGGGCCGAUUAUAACCCGAACGGGCCACCGAUACAGAUCCAUCCGCACCCGAACGGUGCCGCUGCGGCCGUACCAGUGCAGCGCAGCAGCAAGUCGGUCGCUUCCGGACGAAGUGCCAUCGAAUGUUUGUUCCUUUCGCUGGUGUUCGGUUGGGUGGCAACAACGCUGCUAAGAUACUGAGGGAGGGCGAUGGUAGUUGAAAUAAAGUUAUAAGAAUUAUGCUGUAUGCCCGAAGAA